AUGGCCGAGCCACUCUUGUCAGAGUAUCAGCACCAGCCUCAAACUAGCAACUGUACAGGUGCUGUUGCUGUCCAUGAAGAGCCGAACCCAGAUCGCCCCCCAGGCGAGGAGGAGCGGGAGCCCGAGGAGGACAGUAGGUGGCAAUCGAGAGCGUCGCCCCAGUCGGGUAGCUGUCCGGGGCAGUGGGGGGAAGGGAGCCUGGAGCCCCAGUCGCCUCUCCUGCAGACCCAGGUCUGCCCAGAAUCCAGCUGUCCGGAAGCGGGUGAGAAGGGCCAGAAUGGGGACGACUUGUCCGCUGGCGGAGCUCCCCAGCCGGCGGCAGGAGGGGAACAGAGGCCGAAGGCCAACAAGUUGGGGGCUUCUGCAGCAGGGGGCGAGGAGGCGUGGGGACAGCAGCAGAGACAGCUGGGCAAGAAAAAACAUAGGAGACGCCCCUCUAAGAAGAAGCGGCAUUGGAAACCGUACUACACGCUGACUUGGGAGGAGAAGAAAAAGUUCGAUGAGAAACAGAGCCUGCGAGCUUCGAGGAUUCGAGCCGAGAUGUUCGCCAAGGGCCAGCCGGUCGCUCCCUAUAACACCACGCAGUUCCUCAUGGAUGAUCACGACCAGGAGGAGCCGGAUCUUAAAACCGGCCUCUAUCCUAAACGGGCCGCUGCCAAAUCCGACGACACCAGCGAUGAGGACUUUAUGGAAGAAGCGGGCGAGGAGGAUGGGGGCAGCGACGGGAUGGGAGGAGACGGCAGCGAGUUUCUGCAGCGGGACUUCUCCGAGACCUACGAGCGGUACCACGCGGAGAGCUUGCAGAACAUGAGCAAGCAGGAGCUCAUCAAAGAGUACCUGGAGCUGGAGAAGUGCCUCUCGCGCAUGGAGGACGAGAAUAACCGGCUGCGGCUGGAAAGCAAGCGGCUGGGCGGCGACGACGCGCGUGUGCGGGAGCUGGAGCUGGAGCUGGACCGGCUGCGCGCCGAGAACCUCCAGCUGCUGACGGAGAACGAACUCCAUCGACAGCAGGAGCGUGCGCCGCUGUCCAAGUUUGGAGACUAGACUGAAACUUUUGGGGGGGAGGGGGCAAGGGGGACUUUUUACAGUGAUGGAAUGUAACAUUAUAUACAUGUGUAUAUAAGACAGUGGACCUUUUUAUGACACAUAAUCAGAAAAGAAAUCCCCCCUGGCUUUGGUUUGGUAAAUUUAGCUAUGAUGUAGCUUGUGUGCUUCUCCUGUUCUUUAAUUAUGUGAAACUGAAGGGUUGCUUUUCUUGUUUUCCUUUUUAGGACUUUUUCUUUUUUAAUGUGUAAGUAAUUUGACCAAGUUAUAAUGCAUUUUCUGUUAAAAAUCCCCUCCUUAAAUGGAGCUAUAAGGUGGCCAAAUCUGAGAACCAUUAAAUUCAUUCUAGUUAUAAUAAAUUUAAUAUUUGUAAAUGUAA
Hippopotamus amphibius kiboko is the source of this 1423-nucleotide messenger RNA. RefSeq names its product HEXIM P-TEFb complex subunit 1 (gene HEXIM1). The record is from RefSeq and is a predicted model, not a curated record. The transcript has a single exon. Gene Ontology annotation, molecular function: cyclin-dependent protein serine/threonine kinase inhibitor activity; 7SK snRNA binding. NCBI's taxonomy places the organism in Eukaryota, Metazoa, Chordata, Mammalia, Artiodactyla, Hippopotamidae. Gene Ontology annotation, cellular component: nucleoplasm; cytoplasm; nucleus. Gene Ontology annotation, biological process: negative regulation of cyclin-dependent protein serine/threonine kinase activity; negative regulation of transcription by RNA polymerase II. The coding region runs from base 1 to 1044 and encodes 347 amino acids.